UUUGUCUGGCUCCCUCUUUACCACUGUGGUCCUCACCUGGUUUUCUCAAGCACGAUUUUCCUAUAAAAAGAAUGUCCUACACUCUUUAGAUCCUCAGCCAUACCAGCUUCUGAGUCUCGCUUGAAGUUGACACCCAACAUAUCCACGUCCCACAACGGUCGUCCUAAUGGCGCCAAACGUGUCCUCUGCGCAGUCAAAACUGUCCUACCCUCUUUACGCCGCGGACUUCGACCCUUACAACCCUGACUUUCUGCUGGUCGGCGGAGGAGGAGGAUCAUCAUCUACCGGUGUUCCCAACAAGAUCUCCUUGAUAGACACCUCUCGUCGCGACCAGUUGACAGAAGUUGUCGAUGUCGAGCUCGUUAAAGGGGAAGACUCUGUGACAAGUCUUGCGGUCUCCGACUCUUUAGCAUCUUGUCUGACCGCGUUCGCCGGCAUCAACAGUUCUGUCGCCGCUCAGGAUGCAGGUAAGAAUGAACAUCUAAGGUCUUUUCGCAUCCCUCUUCCCGCGAAGAAAAGGAAAGCGGACGGGACGACCGUGAAUGGAGCAGAAAAGCCAACAAGCCAGCCACAAAGCUCACAAGCACUCGGACGUACAGCACUCUUCAAAUCAGCGAGAGGCACCAAGAAUGAGACAUACCAGAGAGUGUUGCGCUUUUCGCCAGUCAAAACACUAGGGCAGUCUCGCAUUGCAGCAAUUGCUUCUGGCCUUGCUCCCGAGAACGAGAUUAUCGUCUUCCAACCAACGCCUACACCCACGCAGAAAGACGAGAUUUCGCGCAUCGAUCUCGGAAAACGCGAAGCAGCAGACCUAGAUCUCAACGUGAACGUCGGCGAGAAAGAAGGCCACGUCCUGGCCUAUUGCACAGACGACGAAGUCUUCAUCCAACAAAUACCAGCCUCCUUCAGACCUGCUAGUCCCAUGUCCUUGUACCGGACAACCGAGUCAACCACGUCCCUACCACCCUCGAAGCGGCCCAAGUUCCGUGCUGUGCGCUUCCUGAGUCCUAGGUACCUAUUGCUCCUGCAAAAUCGGCCAGGCAGGACCGGAGCCGAUUUGCUCAUCCUCCGAAUCACCAACGACCUUUCUCAGUCGCGCAUCUCUCUACGCAAGCGCCUGCACAGUUCUACCAAAGCCGCUGUGGGCCUAGACGUCUGCCAACUCACCCGUUCAAGUCUCAACGAAUACCAAGUCAUCGUCGCAGUGGCAGGUCAGUCUGGCGACGCCAGCUCCAUCGAGCUUCUGACGAUCGACUACUCGGACGCCGGCGUGGGCACAUUUCGACCCUACACACUGCUACGUAACGUCCACAGCGGCCCACUCACGCGCAUAGUCUUUUCGAACUUCAUCGGCCCAACCCUCCCAGUCACUAAAGAACUGCCAGCACAAUCCAUCCGCCUGGCCUCCGUAGGCGUCGACAUGAAUGUUCUGGUCCACUAUCUCCCUCUGCGCCCCUACCCAUCCAGUAGCAAGAAUCCCCGCUAUGUCCUCACUCCGCCAGGCCGCUCCGAGGCGAUGCAGACCACAUUCAGCGUCUUCGUGGCCCUUGUCGUUGUCAGCAUCGUCGCGUUCCUGAUGCAGGCCUUCUGCGAGAUCCGGGGCGUCGUCCCACCCAUGCUCGGCGCACCAAACUGGCUGACACCAAGCAUGCGCAACCUCGUCGCCCGUCCCUGGAUGUUUGGCGAAAACAUCUCCUCAGUAGCCUACUCAGACAUCCCGGUCGCCGCACACAGCGCCGCCGAAAAAGUCAAGGAGGCUAUCGUAGAAAUCCCAAGCGGCAUCGCCAAUGCCGCGUCCGAUCUGAAGCAGUACUUACUGCACGACCUCAUCCAGAGGAACUCGCAGCUCGAAACGCCAAAGGCCAUCAUCGUCCGCGAGGCCAACCUUGGCGAGUUGUCCGCAGAAGUCGCAGCCGAUGCGGAUCUGAUCCAGAGAGAAACAAUCAAGAAGUGGGAGGAGCUCAGCGAGACUGACCAGAAGAGCUGGAAGCAAAAGCUCAUCGACGCGGGCCACUGGGCUGAGGCUCAAGGCGAGAACGUGCUCAAGGGCAUAUUCUUCUCGCAAUUGACAGGAGCCGUCGGCAAUAUUGUGGGCGGUCAAUAGCUACCAGGAAACGAGCAUGCACGCAAGCAGACUCAGUCUACUGUUUAGCAGAAUAAAAAGUUGAAGACUUUUCCUUCUCCAUCAUUUCAUUCAUCGUUACCUCAAGCUAGAAGGCAUGUCUAUCAUCAUUUUCCUUGCUCUUUUCAUCUGACGCGUUACAAUUCAUAGCCCUAGCCAUAUCACAACGUGCAAGUUCCCCUAUGUCGCCCGGGGAAGAUAGCACCAAAAAGCCAGUGACAUUGGUCUCCACGUCGCUCCCGUCGUGCCACAGCGAGAAAGAGGCAUCCCAUGCAUGCUGUAGCUCUUUACAUGACGAUAUGCAUGCAAGUCC
Exophiala viscosa is the source of this 2435-nucleotide messenger RNA. RefSeq lists its product as uncharacterized. Gene Ontology annotation, cellular component: endoplasmic reticulum membrane. Gene Ontology annotation, molecular function: guanyl-nucleotide exchange factor activity; protein binding; GTPase activator activity. Gene Ontology annotation, biological process: protein secretion. The coding region runs from base 167 to 2104 and encodes 645 amino acids. Lineage: Eukaryota; Fungi; Ascomycota; Eurotiomycetes; Chaetothyriales; Herpotrichiellaceae. The transcript has a single exon. The record is from RefSeq and is a predicted model, not a curated record.